Danio aesculapii is the source of this 2293-nucleotide messenger RNA. It is a transcript of the gene kcnk4a, whose product is annotated as potassium channel, subfamily K, member 4a. Gene Ontology annotation, cellular component: membrane. Gene Ontology annotation, molecular function: potassium ion leak channel activity. The record is from RefSeq and is a predicted model, not a curated record. Lineage: Eukaryota; Metazoa; Chordata; Actinopteri; Cypriniformes; Danionidae. The transcript is spliced from 6 exons. The coding region runs from base 65 to 1693 and encodes 542 amino acids. Gene Ontology annotation, biological process: stabilization of membrane potential; potassium ion transmembrane transport.
CCUGAUGGACACAUGAUGACCUGUGUUUCCACGACAGUCCUCCAGCUAGCCUGACGUCAUAGCCAUGCGCUACUCCACAUUGUUGACCAUCCUAGCGGCGGUGCUGCUGUAUUUGGUGCUGGGGGCUCUGGUGUUCGGCUGGCUCGAGUCUUCCAGGGAGGAAUGGGCUCAUCGGGAGCUGCUCACCUCUCAGAUGGCUUUCCUGCAGAACCACAGCUGCGUCACCGCUUACAGUCUGAGGGAGUUCACAGAGAAAGUGGUUGAUGCCAUUGAAGCAGGUGUGGAUGCCAGAAGCACAUCAAAUUACACCAGCAGAUGGGAUCCAUCCAAUGCUUUCUUCUUCUGUGGCACCAUCAUCACCACCAUCGGUUUUGGAAACAUCUCACCCAAGACCAAAGGUGGUCAGUUGUUCUGUAUAUUUUACGCUCUGGUGGGGAUCCCCAUGUUUGGGAUACUGUUAGCCGGGGUUGGAGAUCACCUGGGCACCCUGCUGCGGAGAGCCGUGGCGAAGGUGGAGACUUUGUUCUUGCGCAAGGGUGUGAAGCCCACCAGUGUCCGCAUAAUCUCGGCUGUGUUCUCCAUCCUGAUUGGCUGCUUGGUCUUCAUCGCUGUGCCGACCAUGGUGUUUCAGGAAGUGGAGAGCUGGAGCCUGCUGGAAGCGGUGUAUUUUGUUGUGAUCACACUCACCACGGUGGGCUUUGGGGACUAUGUGGCAGAGAACAGAAGAGAUGGAACGCCCCUGUACAAGCCAUUGGUGUGGUUGUGGAUAGUGUUUGGUCUGGCGUAUUUUGCAUCCAUCCUCACGAUGAUUGGGAACUGGCUUAGAGUCCUUUCAAAGAAGACACGUGCAGAGAUGGAGGAGCUGAGAGCUCACGCCACAGACUGGACUCAGAACAUCCAGAACAUGUCCAUGGACUUCCGUAUUCCCGUCCCACUGGAUCUCAAUGACCCCUUUCAGCUCCAGCGGAGACGCAGAAGGAAGCGCCACCACCAUCAUCAUCAUCAUCAUCGCCGCCCAAGACCAAACACAACAGGACUGACUCAUGGGAUCUCUCUUGAUGCCGAUAUUAUUCGAGAGAACGGACAUCUGAUCCUUGGCUGGCCAACAUGCAGAUACAUUCCAGCUUCAGAAGUACUGUCCCAAUCCAGGUCAAUGAGCAGGAUUGAUGCCGCCAAUUAUGAGAUGAGACCAGGAUCACGGCUGACUGUAGGACCAACAUCAAGAUCCAUCCCACAGCUAGAGCUAAAACCAGCAUCCAGAACCGGAUCCAGAGCCAUUUCCAGAUCCCCCUCACAAUCCGAAUCGGGGUCAUUUUCUGCAUCCGAGACACCGUCCGAGUCCUGGUCGGAAUAUGAGUAUGAGUCAAACUCCUGUAACUCAGAAGACCUGGAAUCUGGAGCGAAGGCAUCUCGGAGAUCACUGGAAAGUCAGAAUGAUGUUCCGAUAGUGGUGGUUGCAAGCUGCAGUCCACCCCGUCCGUCCCUUCUGGACUUUUUUGGCGAGAACCUGGCCUACAUCGAUGAGUCUUCAGAUGCUCUUAGUGAUCGGGUCAAACCGUCAGGACAGAACCGUCAACGCAGACCAAAGAGGAGAAGUAUGACAAGACGGCAGCCUGCUGGAUUACAGAGGGAGGUCAGUAAUGAACUACAACCCCCAUCACACCCUCCGACUCCGCCACCUCCAACAUCUUAGCUUUCAAAAUCACUGUCAAACACUGUCACCCAAAAUGACUUGCAGACUGUGCAAAUAGAGUAAUGAACUGUAGCUUUUAGAAUAGCAUACUCCAUUUUUUUUUAUUAUAUAUACGAUAAAUCAGAUCCUCCACGAUUGCUGUAUUUAACGCAAAUUGUCGAAGAUUUCCCACUUUUUUUGGUUCAGUCAGGUUCAAAUUCCUGCACCGUCACAGAGCGCCAUCUGCACAGUUUUACAUUCAAAAACAUCAUAGCAUCAUUUACAUCAAUGUGUUCAAAUAGCUGUCAAACAAUACGGUUAGCAUUAAGCAUUUAAAGACUUAGCAUUUCUUUUCAGACAACUGGUUUCAUUUUCAAAUAUGAUACAGCUGGCUUUAAGGGUAAAAGGUUUUUGUUUGUGAAAUCCUGGAGGAACUGAUGUAUGUUUUUUUUUUUUUUAUGUUUACGUCUCAUGCUCAACAAGGUUGAAUUUUUUUUAUCAAAAAUUUGACCCUGGACCACAAAAUCAGGGAUAAAACUACAUUUUUUUGGAAAUGGAGGUUUAUACAUCGUCUGAGAAGCUGAAUAAAUAAAUAAAGUUUUAUAUUGAUGUACGGUUUGU